ACAACUGCACAUUUGGCUCUGAAUUUCUAAUCACUGGAUUCAACAAACUGGAUGGCUUAAAAAUUCCACUUUUUAUUCUAUUUCUGACCCUCUAUCUAGCAGCUUGCAUAGAAAAUAUUCUUAUUAUCAUGCUAGUUACAACAAGUACACAUCUGCAAACCCCUAUGUAUUUCAUACUCUGCAGCCUGUCUUGCUGUGAAUUGAUGUACAUCACAACUAUGGUUCCAAAAAUGUUAUACGACAUCUUAUCAGAAAGAGCAACAAUUUCAUUUAUUGGUUGUUUAACACAGUUGCAAUUGUAUGGAACAAUAGGAAACACAAUGUCUUACCAUUAUUCUCUGAUGUCCUAUGACAGGUAUAUUGCUAUUUCUAACCCACUGCAAUAUUCUUCAGUAAUCAACAACAGGUUUUGUCUUUGUUUCAUAAUUGGCUUCUGGAUAAUUUCAUUUGCUUCAUUAAUCAAUGUGCCUGCCUUCAUUAGUCAUCUAACAUUUUGUGAUCCAAAUAUAAUUGAUCAUUUCCAUUGUGAUUUAUUCCCACUGAUUGAACUCUCUUACUCUGACACAACACUUCUCCUAAUAAUCAUUGCAGCACAGAGCAGCUUUAUAACAAUGUUACCUUUACUAUUUGUUUUUUCAACUUAUACAUUUAUAAUGUAUACAAUUCUCAAAAUCCCAUCAACCACCGGGAGAAAGAAAGCUUUCUCUACUUGCAGCUCUCACCUCAUUGUCAUUGCCAUUAACUAUGGAUUAAUUGUUAGUGUUUAUGUGCUGCCAAAGAGGGUAACUUCACUAGCUGUUACCAAAGGUUUGUCUUUUUUGUACUUUUUGGUUAUACCAUUACUAACCCCUAUGAUAUACACAUUGAGAAAUAAGGAUAUACAUAAAGCGCUAACCCGGAAA
Pelobates cultripes (western spadefoot toad) is the source of this 902-nucleotide messenger RNA. The record is from the annotation of a GenBank genome assembly. NCBI's taxonomy places the organism in Eukaryota, Metazoa, Chordata, Amphibia, Anura, Pelobatidae.